Molecule: messenger RNA, 3954 nt
Organism: Cuscuta epithymum
Lineage: Eukaryota; Viridiplantae; Streptophyta; Magnoliopsida; Solanales; Convolvulaceae
Source: the annotation of a GenBank genome assembly
CACAAACAGAACAACUGCUUCCCGUCAAAAUAAAAAUAUAAAAAAUCCAAAUCCAAAUAAAAAAAGCUGAAUAAACAACUGUUUAAACGGACCUCCGACAGCUUUCUUCUCCGGACCACGCGGAGCAACACAUUCUAACCACUUUCCAGUUUCCACCGAUCUCCACUCCUAUCUAUCUGUCCUUGCGAUCAAUUUUUUUCUUAGAGGAUUGGAAUGUCUCCGAAGUCUGAAAAUGGAAUCGAUGGCGACGACGAGAGGGAAGAAGGGGAGUCUGAAGAAGACGAGGAGUUAGAAGAAGAGGAGGAGGAUGAGCCGAGGCUUAAGUACCAGAGAAUGGGCGGCAGCGUGCCGUCUCUCCUCUCCAACGAUGCUGCCUCGUGUGUCGCUGUUGCGGAACGGAUGAUCGCCUUGGGCACUCUAGGUGGCUCUGUUCACAUUCUCGAUUUCCUAGGCAAUGAGGUUAAGGAAUUUGCUGCUCAUACUGCUGCGGUGAAUGACCUUUGUUUUGACGUGGAAGGUGAAUACAUUGGGAGCUGUUCAGAUGAUGGAUCUGUUAUAAUACAUGGACUUUUCACUGAAGAAAGAAUGAAAUUUGAGUAUCACCGCCCCAUGAAGGCUAUUGCCUUAGACCCAGGUUAUGCCAACAAAUCAUCCAGACGAUUUGUGACUGGUGGUUUAGCCGGACAAUUGUAUUUUAAUGUCAAAAAGUGGAUAGGCUACCGCGAUCAGGUUCUUCACUCUGGUGAAGGUCCAAUUCAUGCUGUGAAGUGGAGAGCUAAUCUCAUUGCCUGGGCCAAUGAUGCAGGAGUGAAAGUUUAUGAUGCUGCCAAUGACCAGCGUAUUACUUUUAUUGAAAGACCACGUGGAAGCCCACACCCUGAACUUCUUCUGCCUCACUUAGUUUGGCAGGAUGAUACUCUUUUGGUCAUUGGGUGGGGAUCAUCUGUCAAAAUUGCAGUAAUAAGAACAAACCAGAACAAGGGUGUGAAUGGAAAUUACAAACAUAUUCCAAUGUUGAGUAUCAACCAGGUGGAUAUAGUGGCAUCUUUUCAAACCGGCUAUUUCAUUUCUGGAAUUGCUCCAUUUGGUGACACUUUGGUUAUUCUAGCUUAUAUUCCGGGAGAAGAUGGAGAGAAGGACUUCAGUAGUGCCACUCCAUCACGUCAUGGAAAUGCCCAGAGACCAGAAGUCCGAGUAGUAACAUGGACUAAUGAAGAGCUUGCAACAGAUGCACUUCCUGUGCAUGGUUUUGAGCAUUAUAAAGCCAAAGACUAUUCCCUUGCGCAUGCUCCAUUUUCUGGUAGUAGCUAUGCAGGUGGGCAGUGGGCUGCUGGUGAUGAACCCUUGUACUAUGUUGUGUCCCCAAAGGAUGUAGUUAUUGCAAAGCCUAGGGAUGCAGAAGACCACAUUAAUUGGCUUCUUCAGCAUGGAUGGCACGAGAAAGCCCUAGAAGCUGUUGAAGCUAGUCAAGGUCGUAGUGAAUUACUUGAUGAGGUAGGUGCGAGAUAUCUUGACCAUUUGAUUGUGGAAAGGAAGUAUGCUGAAGCUGCAUCUCUGUGUCCAAAACUGUUGAGAGGAUCUGCCUCUGCAUGGGAAAGAUGGGUUUUUCAUUUCGCUCAUCUUCGUCAACUUCCUGUAUUGGUUCCAUAUAUCCCAACAGAAAAUCCUAGGCUUCGUGAUACUGCUUAUGAGGUAGCUCUUGUGGCAUUGGCAACCAACCCAUCUUUCCACAAGGAUCUAUUAGCAACUGUCAAAUCUUGGCCUCCUGGCAUCUAUUCUACAGCCCCAGUCAUAUCAGCUAUAGAACCUCAGCUUAGAGCAACAUCAAUGACUGGUCCACUCAAGGAGGCACUGGCAGAGCUAUAUGUUAGUGAGGGACACCAUGAUAAGGCCUUCUCACUUUAUGCUGAUCUUAUGAAGCCAAAUCUAUUUGACUUCAUCGAAAAACAUAAUUUACAUGAUGCUGUUUCUGAAAAGGUUGCGCAACUUAUGAUGGUAGACUCUAAGCGUGCUAUACCGCUCUUGAUCCAACACAGGGACCUAAUACCUCCUCCCGAGGUGGUGUCACAACUGGCUGCAGGGAAUAAGGGUGAUUCACGACACAUGACACAUCUAUACCUCCAUGCACUCUUUGAAACAAAUCCUCACGCAGGAAGGGAUUACCAUGAUCUCCAGGUCGAGCUCUACUCUGAGUAUGAUCCGAAGAUGCUGCUUCCAUUUCUCAGGAGUAGCCAACAUUAUACACUUGAGAAGGCUUAUGAUAUCUGUGUCAAAAGGAAUCUAUUGAAAGAGCAAGUUUUCAUUCUUGGAAGAAUGGGGAAUUCCAAGCAAGCCCUAGCAGUUAUCAUAAAUAAGAUAGGAGAUAUUGAAGAGGCAAUAGAAUUCGUGAGUGAGCAACAUGAUGAUGAACUGUGGGAAGAAUUAAUCAGGCAGUGCCUUAAUAAACCUGAAAUGGUUGGUGUACUGUUAGAGCAUACAGUAGGGAACCUUGAUCCUCUGUAUAUAGUAAAUAUGCUUCCCAAUGGCUUGGAGAUACCCCGUCUGAGGGAUCGUUUGGUCAAAAUUGUCACCGACUACAGGACAGAAACUUCUCUUAGACAUGGUUGUAAUGACAUACUCAAGACAGAUUGUGUUAACCUUCUGAUUAAGUACUUCAAAGAAGCAAAGCGUGCAAUUCACUUAAGUGAUGAGGUAGAUGAAGCUCGUUCCAAGAGGGGUGAGCAGAGGGGUUUAAAUUUGGUUGACCGAAACCUUGGAACAAAAUCCAUAGCGGUCAAAUCAAAAACUAGGGGAGGUGGGAGGUGUUGCAUAUGUUUUGAUCCUUUUUCCAUACAGAGUGUAUCCAUUAUUGCAUUCUUUUGCUGUCACACCUACCACUUGAAUUGCCUUAUGGACUCCACAAAUGCUGUGAGUAGCAAAAAAGGGACGGGACCCCUCUCCCAAAGCGCAUCUCCAUAUUAUGAAUAUGAUAAUGGUGAAGUUGAUGAAGAAGAGGAUGAGGAUACCUCAUCAGGUGCCCUUCAGAUGCGUUGUAUAUUGUGCACUACUGCUGCAGGUUGAUUUUAUUUGCCCACCAAACCUUGUGUGUAACGUCCUACAGAGCUCCAUGUGUAGGACCUAUCACUCUUCAAGCUCAGAAGUAAUACUUGUGGGCUAAAAACUACCUCUUUUCUAACUGAGUCCGAGAACAUAUCACUUUGACAUGUGGUAGUCUUUUAGUCCGAAAAGAAUUAAUCUCAUGCAAGUGCUAGAGUGCAUGUAAAAUAGUCCCAUGCAUUUUGUGAGCAUAUAUCUCGAGGAUGAGCUAUUUUUUGCCAUGUUCGUGGUGUUAUACCGGACAUUUGCAAUCUUCAUUGUUGAUUAGGUGUAGAUUAAUGACAUUAAAAUGACUUCGAGAAGCUAGAUGAACAAUAACCCAAUAUGUCCUUUUACAGUCCGGAAGUAACGAUAGAUGAAAUAGCUGUCAUUCUGCACUUGUAAAUUAAGUUACCUGAUUGAAGAAAUUUGGUGUGCUGCUAGUCAUUCUCAGCCAUCUCAUGUGUGUGUAAAGAGAAAGUCUCACCAUGUGAUCGUCGUCAAAGAAUUAUAAGAGCGCAAAUCAGCCUAUGAAGUCUACACUAUGUGGUAGCACCAUUAUGAAGUUCGAAGUGGAUGUUUUUGAAGUGAUGCCAUAGCCCAUAGUUGUCAAUCUCAAUUUACCAGCACCUGAAAAUUAGCAACCCUACCAAGGUACACUGGCAGUUGAAUGUACUCAGCCAUCUUUAUUCAAAUGACUAGUAUCCAAUUAUUUGAAGUGUUGUAUUUCUCUACUCAAUAUAUUGUAAAUUUGUUGUUGUGUGUCAGUGUGCAACUGUGUGUGUGCAUUGGCUGCAUGUCUUUGGCAUUGAAUGUUUUAUUUAUUUUGGAUUUGGAGCAUGUCCCCAUGAAGGUAUAUAUUUUCAUGACUGAACUUCU